GCUCUAGUGUUUCCGGUAGCCUGCCGAGAGCAGCUGGGUCGAAACUCACCGCGCCCUCCUCUUCCUCAUCCUCAUCCUCCUCUCCCGGGACAUUCCGCUCACCGGGACCGGCUUCACUCGCCACGGAGUUCGGGAACUCAUUUUUCCGUCGUAUGAGAGAGACCGUGAGCGCUGACGGACGCGUUAAACCUCAGCAGAGACACAUAGCGAUGCUAGCAGGCUAGUCGCGAGAAAUCAAAACAAUGUUUAUUUACUCCCAGUUUAUUUAUACUCGUUUUAUAAAGUGAACUCGCUUUUUUAUGUGUGUUAGUGACAGUAGCACGUGUUGUUUAUAGCUUAACAGGAGAUUUUAGAGUUAGUUUGUUAUCUCUGUAUAAUAUACUGUAUAGUAUAAUAUAAGAGUCCGUGUCACAUUAGUGUGAAUUACUGACUGUCACUCAGUAGGGACAUUCAUGUGCACCUAGUGUUUUAAUAUAAGAAUGAUCAGAUGUGGAUAGUAAACAGGCUGAGGAGUUUUGUGUGUAAUCAGACUGAUCUAGGAACUUAAUGAGCUCGAUGACAAGCUGUAAAUCAGAGUUAUUGUACAGUAAAGCUCAGUCUGAGCUCGCCUUACAUUAAAGGUCCCGUCAGCUGUUUAAAAACCAGCCAUGGCUCCGAAAAAGAGACCACAGCCCAUAGUUAUAACCGGAUCCGGAGAGGCACAGACGACCUCUACAUCCAUAGAUGCUGCGUCAGAAGCGAAUCUGGAGACCCUGCAGAAGAAGCUAGAAGAGCUGGAUUUGGACGAGCAGCAGAAGAAGCGUCUGGCAGCUUUUCUCACGCAGAAAGCCAAUCUGGGCGAACUGAAAGACGACGAUUUUCAGCAUAUCUGUGAGCUGGGAGCUGGAAACGGAGGUGUGGUUAAUAAAGUGUGCCACAAAACCUCUGGCCUCGUAAUGGCCCGGAAAUUAAUUCAUCUGGAGAUCAAGCCAGCCUUCAGGCAUCAGAUCAUCAGGGAGCUGCAGGUCCUGCAUGAGUGUAACUCUCCGUACAUCGUGGGUUUCUACGGGGCGUUUUACAGCGACGGGGAGAUUAGCAUCUGUAUGGAGAACAUGGACGGAGGCUCUUUGGAUCAGGUUCUGAAAGAGGCUCGCAGAAUUCCAGAGGAGAUCUUGGGAAAAGUCAGCAUAGCCGUUUUAAGAGGACUCGCUUACCUUCGAGAAAAGCACCAGAUUAUUCACAGAGAUGUGAAACCGUCCAAUAUUCUGGUAAAUUCCCGUGGGGAGAUCAAACUGUGUGAUUUCGGCGUGAGCGGCCAGCUCAUCGACUCCAUGGCCAACUCUUUUGUAGGAACACGCUCGUACAUGUCGCCGGAGAGGUUGCAGGGCACUCAUUACUCGGUGCAGUCAGACGUGUGGAGUAUGGGUCUCUCUCUGGUGGAGCUGGCCAUCGGCCGUUAUCCCAUUCCUCCACCCGAUGCUAAGGAGCUGGAGGGCAUCUUCGGCAGGGCAGUGAUGGAUGUUAGGAAGGCAGAGACGCACAGUACGUCUGCUCGACCCAGACCCCCCGGCAGACCCGUCAGCGGUCACGGGCCCGUCAUGGCUAUAUUUGAGCUGCUGGAUUAUAUAGUCAAUGAGCCGCCUCCUAAACUCCCUCACGGCGUCUUCACUCCUGAUUUCCAGGACUUUGUGACCAAAUGUCUGAUUAAAAACCCUGCAGAUCGAGCGGACCUGAAGAUGCUGACGGUGAGAGCACUUUUCUUUCGUUUGAUUAUAUAAAAUCAAAAUGAACCC
Molecule: messenger RNA, 1772 nt
Organism: Sinocyclocheilus grahami
Lineage: Eukaryota; Metazoa; Chordata; Actinopteri; Cypriniformes; Cyprinidae
Product: dual specificity mitogen-activated protein kinase kinase 2-like
Exons: 10
Coding region: 648-1757 (369 amino acids)
Biological process (GO): protein phosphorylation
Molecular function (GO): protein kinase activity; ATP binding
Source: RefSeq, a predicted model, not a curated record